AACCGUUUGUGUGAAGAUACAGAGCGAUACAGGGCUUACAUUCUUCGUGCGGACCAAGGCGGAGAUCUACUGAAAACAGCGAUGGAAUCUGCGAUUCUCGCCACCAAACCGGCGCCUUCAGCCGCAAUCCCUCUUUCGUCCUCGUGCAAGAUGGGUGUUCAACGGCGAGCCCAUAACGACAGUGCUGCCGUCCUGUGGAGACCCUGGCUGGCGACCAGCGGGGACGCGCAAAGCGGGUGCCCGAGGAGCAGACGAGCAUGUCCCUACUCCCGGCUCACAGCCCCAGGGACCAGCGCUGUCGAUGUGAAGGCCCAGUCCUUUCAGCACCCAGUCAGGCUCUUCUGGCCCAAAUCCAAGUCUUACGAUUAUCUGUACAGCGACGGAGAGGCUCUCCUCAGAAACUUCCCCGUCCAGGCCACCAUCAGCUUCUACGACGAGUCGGACAGUGAAGAUGAUGAUGAUGAUGAUGAUGAAGACGAGUGGGAGGAAGAGGAGAGCGACUCGGAGAGCUGUCAGAAGCAACAGUCUCAUUUCACCUGCUGGAACUGAGCUCUGGAUCCCCACUCUGGACACUACAGCACAAUCUGCACAACUCUGCUGCUCUGAUCAGUGCAUCCCCAUCUCCCUCUGCUGCUCUGAUCAGUGCAUCCCCAUCUCCCCCACUGCAAGCACAAUGCUGAUUGUCUCAUUUAACCUGGCAGCUCUGCUCCUUCUGACCAUAGCCCAGCAGACAGAUUCACAUGAAUAUAAUGUGAAUGUAAACGCACAGUGAGCGCAAAGUCAAAGCACAGCUACAAUGGGAUGGUCUGAGCUUCUCUUAAGACUGAGCUGAGCUGCUCAGUGCUGAACGGUUAGCUGCAUCUAAAUGUCAAAGUCUUCUGACGGGUGAUGUAAUCCUCGCUGGGAAUUACAUCACUAUGGAAUCUCACAUUGGGAUGAUUAUUUUAUUUUCAAAUAAUCUCAGUUUGAGAGCUAUGUACA
Molecule: messenger RNA, 981 nt
Organism: Conger conger (European conger)
Lineage: Eukaryota; Metazoa; Chordata; Actinopteri; Anguilliformes; Congridae
Gene: ripply1
Product: ripply transcriptional repressor 1
Exons: 4
Coding region: 82-549 (155 amino acids)
Biological process (GO): embryonic pattern specification; negative regulation of transcription by RNA polymerase II
Cellular component (GO): nucleus
Source: RefSeq, a predicted model, not a curated record